AUAAAAUUGUUUAAAUAUGGAUAAAUUUGAUAGUUUGAAGAUGGAUAUAUAGAAAUUAUUAGAUUCAGAUAAAAUAGUGUUGAUUUUGAUAAGACAUGGAGAGACUGAAGCAAAUUUUACAAAAUAAUUGAGUGGUUGGCACGAUGUAAAAUUGACAGAAUAAGGUUAAAUAAAAUAUAUAUGAUAUUAGGUUUAAAAGAGGGAAAAGAAUUAUCUAAAGCAUUUUAAAUAUUAAGAGAUAGAUUUUCUGGUAUUUACAGUUCAGAUUUAAGCAGAGCUAGAAUAACUGCUGAAUUGGCUUUAGGAUCAGGAGAAAAGAUAUAAAUAAGUACAGAAUUAAGAGAGUUGAAUUUUGGAGAUCAUCAAAAUAAAGUUUAUUCAUCUGAAAACAAAAGCAUUUAUGAAACUCUAUUUACUAUGAAGUAUUAAGCACCAAAUGGAGAGAAUUGGAAUGAUUUAAAGAAUAGAAUAAUGAAUUAUUUAAAAUAGUAAAUUAAAGGAAAGGGAGUAUAUUUAAUAUUCACUCAUGGAGUAAAUAAAUUUAAUCAAUUUAGGGUGCUAUAUUUUCAUUAACUAAUUAAUUUGGAUAUACAAAUACCAUUAAGAAUUGUUCUUGCAUUGGUUUAGAAUUAGAUUGCAAUACUCUUGAAAUAGUUAAUUAAUUAUUUUAUUGGGAAUUUCCCACUUUAUGA
Messenger RNA from Paramecium sonneborni, 692 nucleotides. Lineage: Eukaryota; Ciliophora; Oligohymenophorea; Peniculida; Parameciidae. The record is from the annotation of a GenBank genome assembly.